GUGAAGUUGUAGAGCUCGAGCGGGAGCAAGUCGCUGCGCUCGCCGUCGCAGCGCCGAAGAGUCAAACGCCAAAUCGCCGCGGAAAUCGCCGCCGCACUAGGGUUCAGGUAUCCCUCGAUUCGAAUUCGUCCCCCGUCCCGGCCAGUGGGCGCGGCAGGAUGGAGGACGGGGACGGCGAGGCGGCGCGGGAGGCAAUCGCGGCGAGGAUGCGGGCCGGCGACUACACCGGCGCCAGGACGCUGCUGCUGGAGACGCUGCAGACCAACCCCGGCCUCGACGGCGCCGUCGAGAUGCUCGCCGUGCUCGAGGUCCUCUGCGCCGCCCCCGCCGGCCGCCCGCCGCACUGGUACCGGGCCCUCCAGGUCCUGCCCGGGGACGGCGCCGCCGCCAUCGAGGCGCGGCACAGGGCCCUCCUGGCUCAGCUGGAGCCCGUCCGGGACGCCCUCCCCGGCGCCGACCUGGCGCUCCGCCUCGUCGACGAAGCCUACAAGGUGCUGUCCGACCCGGCCAAGAGGGCCAGCUUCGACUCGAGCAACACGGCGGGGGGUUUGGUCAAGCAGAUGGCAGCAGGUGCGUUCAGCAGUGCUCACGCUGACUUGCGGCGUGACCCCAUUUCGCUGACCGAACGGAUGCAUGUCGAUGGAUCAGCAACUCCUCUCGGCACAAAUCCUGACAUGGAUAGAGCAAAAAGCUUGGACACGAAGCAUGUUCGGCAGAUUGACCAACAAUUUUUGGAUGCAGGAAAUUGUUCAAACGUGGCUAGUUCUUCCAAAACCAAGAGGACCGACCAUUGCUUUCAAGGUGAUGAUGGCGAGUUCGAGUUGCAUGAGGAAAACCAUGCAGACAAGAAGCUUAAGAGUGUAUGGGAGAAGGACGUGUAUUCUGUGUCCUCGUCGGAGGAAGAUCCCGACGGCUGCUUUGCUGAUCUCUCAGAUGCCAUGCAAGAUGACCCCUGCUCUAGUCAACAGUAUGACUAUCAUAACUUUGAGGAGGACAGGUUGAUACAGCAAUUUGCUACUGGGCAGAUCUGGGCAGGGUAUGACUGGGAGAAGUUUCCUCGCAGAUAUGCAAGGAUAAAUAAAGUUUUGACAGAUAAGAUGCAGUUAUAUGUAUCAUGGUUCAAACCAUGCCCGCAAUCUCAUGAAGAGAAGAACUGGUUAAGUGCAAGCUUGCCAUUCGUCUGUGGAACCUUCAUUGCGGAAGAUCGGCAAAUAUCGCUAUCUUCUAUAUGUAUGUUCUCCCACGAAAUAUCUCGUGAUACUCUAAAUCAGCAACUUGAAGUAUUUCCCCGGCAAGGAGAAGUAUGGGCCAUCUACAGUGACUGGGACAUUGGGUGGUGCAAUAAUCCUGAAAUGCGGAAGAAGAGUGCCUUUUCUGUUGUAGAAAUUCUUACCAGUUAUUCAGAAGAAUCAGGUUGUACAGUUGCGCCCUUGGUAAAGGUUGGUGGAUUUAGAAGCGUUUUCCAGAGGUACAUGAGGAGUGGGAGGGAGCAGGUAUUACAAGUCUGCAGUGACAAUCUGCUCAUGUUUUCUCACAGGAUCCCUUUAUUUAGGUUUACUCAUGAGGCUGGAACAGUCCUGGAGCUUGAACAUUCUAUUGUACCAGAAAAUCUGCGGCAUCAAAAUACAUUGGCAAGUGUGACUCCUCUGUCCCCACUUUCAGGUUUGGAUAGUGAUACAAAUGGCUUUCAUGAAGCUGCUAUGGCGCAAUUCUCCAGUGCUUCAACUAGCAAUUUAGGUUCAGGUAUUUCCCAGCAAGGAGUGAUGAACUACAAUAACAAGUUGUCACCUGAAGAUUUUAUGGAGGGGCAGAUCUGGGCUGUGUACGAUGCUCGGGAUCGGAUGCCUAGGUCUUAUGUCAGAAUAAUCCAUGUGGUUUCAGAUGCUACAAUUUUUGUGUUGAAGUUGGAACCACAUCCAAUGCUUAACGAAGAAAUACGGUGGGUCGAAGAUGGCUUACCGGUUGCUUGUGGGGUAUUUCGAGCUGGUACUGGAACUACUUACAAGGACAUAUCAGCUUUCUCUCAUCCUGUACAGUGUGACUGGAGUUCAAAGAAGUCUUUCUAUCGAAUCUUCCCGAAGAAAGGGGAAAUAUGGGCAAUGUACAAAAAUUGGAAGAUUACCUUAAAUAGCACUGAUAUUGACAAAUGUGAACCUCGCAUGGUUGAGAUCCUCUCAGAUUACACUGAUGAGAAUGGAGUUAAUGUGUGCAGCUUGACUCGCGUAAAAGGCUGUUUAUCAUUUUUCCAGAGAGCAUUACUGGAAGGUUUCCAUUUGACAAGGUGGAUUUCGAAGUCUGAAAUGCUCAGCUUUUCCCAUCGAGUUCCUGCUUUUGUUGUCAUUGAAAUCAGAGAGCGUGAUAUACCACAAGGGUCAUGGCACCUGGAACCAAGUGCCCUACCUCUUAGGAGCAUACAUUGACAGUCCAAACAUAGCAGCUGAAGUUUACCCAACCCUUUUCUUUUGGUUCAUUUUGAAUAGAUUUAUUGCCUCUGUCUAUGCUCUUGUCUAUUGUCUUGAUUGUUUUAUCCGUCAAGGGAGUUGUUUGUUCACCUUUUCCUUCAUGGUACCAUCUUUUUGCAAUGGUUAUAUCUUAUGUCCUCUAUUUUACCAAUAGCAGACCAGCACUGGCACAUUAAAACAUGGAAGUAAGAUUCCGUAGCAUUAAUUAAAAUAUGCAACAGCAAACAUUCUUUGAUAAACCGAAACUUUGACUACCCUAGCAACAAUUGAAGUGUUGUCUUAGUAUAGCUGUUGCCACCAAAUUUCUUGAACCGAAUUGGAAUUCUUGCUAUGUUUGUAAGCUACUCAGCUUCUGUAUCUGCACACUGCAGCAUUAUUUUGCCCUUGUCAUGCCAUCAACUGUAUGUUGCCGUGUUCACUAUUACUGUUUUCUAGUAGAUGGUACUAGCAGGUUCCCAGUUGGGGAUAUCUUCGCUCUGACCCUGCUAUUCUUCUGGUUGCUUCUUCUUGAUAAUUCUGUGGAUGGGGAAUCCUGUUUAUGUGUGUGAGAUCUGCUGAUGUCGGGUUGGUGCCUAAGAAAGCAAGGUUGCAGUCACCAACCAAUAAAGGGGCCUGGUAAUGUUCUCUAUGUACUAGUAUGAGACUGAAGGCGUCCAGAAUAUUGUUGUCAAUAGUUCUAUUAUGGUAAAAUUUUAAUGAUACGGUUCUUAGGGCCACACAUUGAUAGUUCGAAACAUAGUAGCAGAAGUUUACCCAGUUGUAAUGUAACCCUUUGUUGUUGGUUCAUUUUUGACUGAUCUGUGCCUGUAUUUACGUUCUUAUCUUGAUUGUUUAUCUGUCAAGGGAGUUGUUUGUUCACCCUUUCCUUCGUUAUACCAUCUGUUUGCUAUGGGUCUAUCUUUUCCCCUCUGUUUUACCAACCGCAGACAAGGACCGACAGAGUAAAACAUGGAACUCGGUUUUUUUAUAAAACACAGAACAUGCAACAGGAAACAUUCUUUGAUAUACUGUAACUUAGACUACCCUGAGAUCAGUUAAGAUGGUAUCUUUACUAUAGCUGUUGUGCCAAAAUUCUUGAACUAGAGUUGAACUUUUGUUAUGUUUUAAGCUACAUAGCUUCUGUAAAACUUUGGCCCUGUCCUGUAAAACUAGAGUUGAACAUUUGUUAUGUUUACAUUUCCACUACUAAUAUUCAUCUAGAUGCUACUAACAGGUUCCUGGUUGGGUAUAUCUUCUCCUGGACCCUGCUGUUCUUCUGGUUGCGUCUUGUUGAGAGCUCUUUGGACGGGGAAUCCCAUCAAUUACACUGCUAAUUAAUUGUUUAUCGCGAUGGAACAUAAAAGGUAGAUGAAUGGUUGGAAGCUGAUGUGAUGUUUGUGAGAUCUGCUGAUGUUGCGUUGGUGCCUAAGAUAAGUUACAAUCACAAACCAAUAAAGAGGCCUGGGAAUGUUUUCUGUAUUAGGUCGUCCAGAAUGCCUUUACCAAUGCUUCUAUCAUGAUUAUAAUAUGGCAAGUCUCUAUCAAAAAAUUAGAUUUGCAAAACUACAGGCAAGUGAACGACGUCUUGUGAUGCCACCCUUACCCAAUUGCUUAAGCAGUUUAAACAUCGGGAUAUAGGAUUUGCUUUGUUCGAUUAUUGUAAUAGUACUAAUCAAAUACAGCUGACCAAAUACAGUCGAUCUUUUGGAUGGGCCAAAUUUUGCUUUCUUGCUGCUGCCAUUUGCAUCAAUUGUAAGCCUUUUUUGGUACUUGAUGAAUGUCUUCUCUUUAAGCAAUUUAUGUCCAUGCUUAUAGCACUACGGAAAUAUUUAACAUUCAAGUACACCCAUUGGCUUCUAACUGAAACGCUUACCCUUAAACACUGUAAUUUUUAUCGAAUUCCAGGUUGCUUGUUUUCUUUUGCUCAAUUUCAGCCUUGUACUUUGGUCCAUUCAAAGGAAAAGAUAGGCUAGAAUAAGUACUGUAUUUUGUGGUCCUUUUGUGCAAGGUACGCCAUCAAAUUAGAUACUAUGGUGAUCUAGUGAUCUAAAUAUCCUUUUGUCAACAAGACUUUAUCACGUUCACUGCACUGCUUGCUACUAGAUGCUACUAGCCGGUUUCGAGUUGGGGAUAUCUCCGCUCUGAUCUGCUGUCUUGUGGUUGCAGUCCUAAUUAUUUUUUUACUGCGGCGGAACGUUAACGUAAAUGAAUGGAUGGACAACGAUGUCUGUAUGUGAGAUCUGCUGAUGUCUGAGUCGGUGCCUAAGAAAGCAAAGUUACAAUCACCAACCAAUAAAGGGGUCUAGUAAUGUUCUCUAUGUAUGCGGUUGUCCAGGAUAUCGUUGUCAAUAGUACUAUUAUGUUCUGAAUAAUAUGGUUCUUAGGGCCAUGCAUGGACAGUUGGAAACACAGCAGCAGAUGCUUAGCCAAUUCUAAUGAAUCAAUCCUUUCCUGCUGGUUCAUUUUUAACUGAUCGAUUGCCUCUGGUUUUCUUAACUCAAUAUUUUAUCUGUCAAGGGGGUUGUUUGUUCACCUUUUCCUUUAUUGUAACAUCCUUUUGCUAUGGGUCUAUCUUCUCCCCACUGUUUUACCAACGGCAGACAAGGACUGACGCGGUAAAACAUGGAACUCAGUUUUUUUUAUAACAAACACAAAAUAUGCAACAUGAAACAUUCUUUGAUAUACUGUAACUUGGACCACCCUAGAAACAACAAAUGAAAUGGCAUCUUAACUAGAGUUGAUUUUUUGUUAUGUUUUAAGCUACACAGCCUCUGUAAAACUUUGCUUUGUUGUGCCAUUUAACUGUCCUUUUCCAUUUUUACUGCUACUGAUAGAUGCUACUAACAGGUUCCUAGUUGGGGAUAUCUUUUCUCUGAUCCUGCUGUUCUUCUGGUUGCUUCUUGUUUAGAGUUCUUCGAAUGGGGAACCCCAUCGGUUACACUACUAAUUAAUUUUUUACUGCGAUGGAACGUAAAGGUAGAUGAAUGGUUGGAAGCUGAUCUGAUGUUUGUGAGAUCUGCUGAUGUUGCGUUGGUGCCUAAGAAAUCAAAGUUACAAUCAAACCAAUAGAGGGAAUGCUCUCUAUAUAUGAGGUCAUCUAGAAUAUCUCUACUAGUGCUUCUAUCAUGAUUAUAAUAUGGCAAGUCUCCGUAUCAAGAAGUGAGAUUUGCAAAACUAUAGACAAUUGAAUGACGUCUUGUGAUGCCCCCCUUACGCAGCUGCUUAAGCAGUCUAAACAUCAUCAUAUAGGAUUUGCUUUGCUCGAUUAUCAUACUAGUACCAAUCAAAUUCAGCUGACCUUUGGGAUGAGCCAAAUAUUGCUUUCUUGCUGCUGCCAUUUGCACUACUUGUAAGCCUGGUUUGGUACGUGAUGAUUAUCUUUACUUCAAGCAAUUUCUGUCCAUGCUUAUAUCAUUAAUGUGAUAUUUACCUUUGCAGUACAACCAUUGGCAUCUAACUGAAUAACUAAACCGUAAACACUGGGAUUUUACCCAAUUCCAGUGUGCUUGUUUUCUUUUGCUCGGUUUCAGCCUAGUACCUUGUCCCAUUCAAAGGAAAUGAUAGGCUAGGAUAAGCACUGUAUUUUGUGGUCCUUUCGUGGAACACACGUGCUUAAAUUAGAUACCAUGGUGAUCUAAAUGUCCUUUUGUCAACAAGACUUUAUGGCGUUCACUGCAUUGUUGCCAUUGGAAGUACGCAACUAGUUUCCAAUACGUCCAAAUACACCCACUGAUUUUUAACCUGGUAGUAUCGGAAUAAGUUUUGGCCAGUCAUGAUCUAUGUGUUUUUCUUGUGCUUAAAAUACAGCUAGUUCCAAGUAUUCUUAGACACAAGCAGGAAGUUUCCUGCCUUGCAACUUGCUUGAGAAAUAGUUAAGAAUGACAGAGGUAGACGAGUUCAUGGUGUUCUGGUUAUUUUCAUGUGCUCAGAUUCAACUGUUUUUAAGUGUUUGUAUCGCACAUGCAAUAGACGAAUUCAUGGUGUUCUGGUUAUUCAUGUGCUCAGAUUCAACUGUUUUUAAGUGUUUGUAUCGCACAUGCAACUCUGAAAGUUUCCUAGUUUCCAGCUAGCUUAAAAAGCACUUAAGAAUGACAAAGAUGUGUGGAUUCAUGAUGCAGUGAGAGGCGUGAAGCAUUCUGUUGCACACUUGUAAUAACAACCGAGUUUACAGGUCAGUUGCUUCAUCUACCAUCAUGUCAAUAUCACAUCCUGAAAAUAUGGCGAAAAUGUCACUUGGGAAAGCUACACAUUGUGUGGUAAGGCUCAAAGUGGAAAUUAUUGUUGUCCUAACUGAUGUUGAAACUUGAAAGUGCAAUCUUGGUCACUAGCGUGCUCAGGAAGGGGAAGUAGGUGAGACGAAGAAUGUUAGAAACACCCCUUGGUUUUUACGUGAAGUACUCUUGCGCAUUUCUGAACUUCCCCUGUGCACUUUGACUUGUUUUAUACUCCAUCCGUCUAGAUACAUCCGUUUGAGCGUCAAGUAAUUCCGGACGGAGGUAGUACAUUUUAAGACUUAUCGGUUUUCAAAUCUAUCAGUUAGUCUUUUCUUUUUUGGCACCCUUUUAUCAUUAUGAAUGUUCCUUUGUACUAUAUGUCAACACUCAGAUGCUAUAAGCUACCAAGAAUGAGUUGAGGUAGCUCUGUUUGUUCGAAUUUCAAGCUGUAUAGUUGAGAUCGUCUCUCAAAGCUGUAUUUUGCCGUAUAGCACAACAACCUAAUUAAGAGGACUUAUUUGUCCAUUCAAGCAAUACUAAUACUACUCUUUCGUUGUGGGUGGGCAUUGAAUGCAUGCGAGUGAUGAUCUUGUUUGUCUCUUGCUCUAGUUCUGGAGUUUGAGAGGAUGAUAGUUCCUCUUUGCCUACUCAUUUGAAAAACUCGUGGUUUGAUCUCUUAUGCAGUUCCUUUUUCAUGUGCAAGUUUAAGGAUGUGAUAGCAUAUUCAGUCCAUAGUAAACGACAUUGGAGAUACCAUAGGGGGCAGUAUACCUAAAGAGUUCUUUCUUUUAUAUUACUGAUGAUGAAACAUUUUGUUUCUUUUGACCGAGGGAUUAUCUUGUUCUUUUUCUUGCUCUUGUUCUGUGGUUUGAGGGAACGACAGCUCCUCUCUGCCCACUCAUUAAACAUUCAUGUAGUUUGAUCUUUCUUAUUCAGAACCUUUUUCCUAUGCAAGUUUAAGGAUGUGGUUGAUUAACCAGUUCAUGCUAAACGACAUUUGAGAUACCUAGGGUGUGUAGUAUACCUAAAGAGCACAUUGAUUCUAUAUCUUUUAUAUACUACUGAAAACAUUUUGUUUCUUUUGACCGACCCCUUCUGAUCUGCAAUACCCACCCUGCGGAUUGCAUUGUUAAUCUUCACGCUGCAAGGUGCCAACGAGUGAGUUCUCUGCCGUGUAUGAUUGUACAAAUACAAGAUUCUAAUGGGAAUAUAAAGAACCCUCUAUAUCUAAUGUAUGGACGGCUCUUUACUGCAUAUUGUGUUGUUGUACUGUCACCAUUAUAUUUCACCUUUCAUUUUGACCAUUUUACUCUUUACCGGAAAAAAAUGGUGACUAUUUUACCGGCCUUGCUUGCUCUUGGGCCUCUGGAUUGGAGAGCACUGCAAGUAACCUCUCUGCCAUGGUGGCUUGUUUGUUUCUACAUAUAUAUAGUUGACAAAUGGUGAAAAGUGCAGAAGGAAUCCAAUACGAAGUGGAAAGUGGGGCCACCUGCACAGAAUUGGAGAUCCCACCACCAAACUGUCAUUAUAUCCCAGUCAUCCAAUGGGACUGACUGUCUUUGCAAAUGAUUCUCCAUCAGACAAGUAGAAUACAUCUGAUGGUGUCACUUUUGUGAUUGCUGGUGUUCACCUUCCAUUCCCCGCCUAAUUUUAUCCAGGACCGACUAGUAUAAAAGAGGAGGAUGCUUUUCUACUCUCCUUCAGACGACAAGGCAUAGCUACGAGAAAGAAAGUCUUGUUGAAGAGUGAGGGAGAGGAAGCUCCCACCCACCCAGAGGGGUGCGAAGAGGCAGCAUGGAGCGUGCAGGGGAAGAUGAUGAUACAGGGAGUGGAAGCAGGAGGAGGAGCAGGAGCAUGAGCAUGGGCGGAUCAGAUGCAACGUCGACCAUGAGCGGCGGCGGCACCACGGCGGUCAAGCAGCACCAGGCUCUGAGGCUCGUGGAGGACCUCUCCCUCCCUUCGGUGCAGGUGGUGGUGAUGAGCGCCAACAUGGGCUGCUCCCACUGCCGACAGCGGGUCACCAAGGUCGUCACCAAGAUGAACGCAGGGCUGCUGGAUUACAUGGUGGAUUUCGGGAAGAAGGAGGUGACGGUUAGGGGCACGGUAAUCCACACCAAGAAGAAGAAGAGAAAGAAGCAGCCGUACAUGAUCACUGGGCUGGAGAAGGUGCCGCCUGCUAACGUGGGCGCCAGGACGCUCUCCUGGUUUUUGGGAUGCUACGGUUCAUAGCUAGUAGUACGUACAAAGCAUAGUAGUAUACUGUUAUGUACAAGUAGUUGCUUAAUUGUUGUUCCAUAUAUAUUUUAGUCAUCUUUCUUCUUAUAAUUUUUGCAUGGAAAUAAUGUAUGCUGGUAGAGUGGUAGUGGUAAUUAUGUGUAUAUCAUGUCCUAUAAUCUCAUGUUUGCAAA
Molecule: messenger RNA, 9063 nt
Organism: Triticum aestivum (bread wheat)
Lineage: Eukaryota; Viridiplantae; Streptophyta; Magnoliopsida; Poales; Poaceae
Exons: 5
Coding region: 159-2420 (753 amino acids)
Source: RefSeq, a predicted model, not a curated record